Chenopodium quinoa (quinoa) is the source of this 866-nucleotide messenger RNA. RefSeq lists its product as uncharacterized. The record is from RefSeq and is a predicted model, not a curated record. The transcript is spliced from 2 exons. The coding region runs from base 161 to 544 and encodes 127 amino acids. Lineage: Eukaryota; Viridiplantae; Streptophyta; Magnoliopsida; Caryophyllales; Amaranthaceae.
UUGGGCUUUAAAGCUUAAAUCUAAGUAUCCAACAAACUAAAGCAGAAAAUUUUGCAUUCAUUCGAAAACACAGCCCAAAUUCCAGAAAUUUCCCCCAAAAGAAAUUAGUACAAGAGUUGAGGAGUCGAGGAAAGAGAGAGAGAGAAAGAUUCAGGAAGUAAUGAACAUAUUGUGGAAGAGCGAGUCAUGGAGAAGAAUCGUUUCAAAAACUCGGGAUUCAAAGCCCUUCUUCUUCACUUUUGCUAUGGUUUGCGGAGUUAUACCUGGGUUUAUCGGCUAUGGUGUUAUGCAAGUCACCAACUCCCGUAAUGAAAAGCUUGAGUCCCAUCUUCGCAACAACUCUCGUCCUGAAACCCGGAUGAUGGGACAAGUAAAUAAAGAGAGGCUGGGUGAAUAUUUAGCAGAACUACAGCGGAAGGAAGACACAAAUGAUCGAUAUGUAGCCGCUUUGAAAGGGGAAACUUUAACUAGAAAACCAUACGUGAGGAUACAACCAAUUCCUAAGCAAAAUCCUACAGAAGUUGCUGAACCUACAAAGAAAUAAAGAAGUAAAUCAAUCAGUUAUCAGGUAUCUUUUUUGCGAUGAUAGUAAUCAUAGUAUAUAGAACAAUGCUCUGUUGGAACUAACGAGAUCAAAUCAUUUUGAUGUCAAAAUUUGUGUAUCAAAUGAGGGCUCUUUACUGACAUUUUUGUAUGAUUCUUUUAUUCGACCUACGUUGCUAGUUGAUAUCUGUUGGAAUAAUAUAACUUGAAUCUUUGACGGUCAAUCAGUGUGCUUGUGAUUGAUCGCUUGCUAUCUUUUUUAAGUAAUACUUCGUAUAAUGCAAGGGGUAAUAAAAAUCUUUUGGAGGUUGUGUUUGAAGGCA